CGGCUCUGGUGGAAGGAUACAAUUUCGAGCGUCAUUGUUGUGAUUCGGUUAUCGCCAAGCAAAAAUGUCUGCCUAAGGGAAACUCGCAAGUUACAUAGUGGAUAUUUGCAAAAUUUAAUCGCAAAAGAUACCGAUUUCAUUAUCUUUCCGACCCGAAACAAGGAAGCCUUCGCCGUCAUCGGCACACCCGAUCGCCCUAGUUGGAAUUUUGACAGCAGAAAAGAUUUAGUAAAGGAUCGUAAGGAUGAACCCUCAGCAGCGGAUUGCCGCUAUCGGGACGGACAAGGAGCUGAGUGAUCUGCUGGAUUUUAGCGCGAUGUUUUCUCCACCUGUAAACAGUGGGAAAAACAGGCCGACCACUCUUGGGAGCAGCCAGUUCAGCACAUCAGGUAUGGAUGAAAGGACAAGCCAGGCAUCAUGGGCCUCAGGUGGCCAGUCCAGCCCGUCCUAUGAGUCCUCUAGGGGGUUUGGAGACAGCACUCAUUAUGCUGAUCACUUGAGUGACAGUCGAUUAGUGUCCCAUGAAGGAUUGUCCCCAACACCUUUCAUGAGCUCCAGCAUAAUGGGCAAGUCUGAGAGGCCUCCAUUCUCUGGCUAUGGGAGAGAGCCAGGCGUCUCUGGAUGCCAGCCCAGUCUGAGGUCGGACAUGGGUCUGGCGAGCCCAGGGCCUGUCACCACCUCUGGGAAGUCGCCCACUCCGUUCUACUCUUUUACUGGCUCCAAUCCACGAAGACGCUCCCUUCAGGACUCGGCUUCACUGGAUCCUGUGCAAACAAAGAAAGUGCGCAAGCCCCCUCCUGGCCUGCCUACAUCUGUGUAUGCACCAUCUCCCAGCUCAGAAGACUUCAACAGAGACUCUCCAUCCUACCCGUCCCCCAAACCCCCCGGCAGUAUGUUCGCAAGCACUUUCUUCGAUGGGACCCACAAUUCCCCUGACCCGUGGAACUCGUCCAAUGGGAUCAGCCAGCCAGGCUAUGGGGGAAUGCUGGGAGGAUCUUCAUCUCACAUGCCACAGUCUGGAAACUACAGCAACCUGCACUCACACGACCGCCUGAACUACCCGCCACACUCGGUGUCUCCCACAGACAUCAACGCUAGCCUGCCACCCAUGUCCAGCUUCCACCGCAGCAGUGCCAGCAGCUCACCCUUCGUCACCGCGUCUCACACCCCACCUGUCAACACCGCAGAGGGAGUCAUGGCUGCUGCCAACCGAGGGAAUGCCACUGGAAGCUCUCAGACUGGAGACGCGCUGGGAAAAGCCCUGGCUUCGAUUUAUUCUCCUGACCACACCAGCAGUAGCUUCCCCUCAAACCCCUCCACUCCAGUGGGCUCUCCCUCUCCUCUGACGGCUCAGGCGGGCGCUGCCACAGCAGGUACAGUGGUGACGGCCAGCGGCCCCACAGGAAGGGCAGGUACAACUCAGUGGCCCCGCGCGGCUGGACAAGCACCUUCCUCCCCGAACUACGAGAACUCCCUCCACUCUCUGAAAAAUCGUGUGCACCAGCAGCUUCAUGAGCAUCUGCAGGAUGCCAUGUCCUUCUUAAAGGAUGUCUGCGAGUCUCGGAUGGAGGACCGGCUGGACAGGCUGGACGAUGCAAUCCAUGUCCUGCGGAAUCACGCUGUGGGCUCCACUGCCGCCCUGUCUAGCGACAUCCACAGCCUGUUGGGACAAGCGCACAACGGGCCAAUUUCAGCCAUCGGCACCAGUUUCCCCGCUUCUGGAUUGGUCAGCAACCGAACAGCACAAAUGGGUUCUGUUCACCGCGAAGAGACCGUCAGCCUGAACAACAACCACGGCGGCUUGCAGGCCAGCGCUGGUCCCACCUCCAGCUCGGAGCUCAACCACCAGGCAGAGACGUUCAGAGGAAUCGCUAGCGCUCUGGCCGCUCACAUUGCCCCAUCUCUGGACCUGAAGGUUGAAAAUCAAGAAAAGGAUGACAUGAACGAUAACCAAUCCUCAGACGACCUCAAAUCAGACGACGAGAGUGAUAAAAGGGAUAUGAAACGGGGAAGCACUCGACCAAGCAGUGUAAAUGAAGACGAGGACCUGAACCCCGAGCAGAAGGCGGAGCGCGAGCGCGAGCGGAGGAUGGCCAACAACGCCCGCGAGAGGCUGCGAGUCCGGGACAUCAACGAGGCGUUCAAAGAGCUGGGCCGCAUGUGUCAGCUGCACUUGAAGAGCGAGAAGCCCCAGACCAAACUGCUCAUUCUUCACCAGGCCGUCGCCGUCAUUCUCAGCCUCGAACAGCAAGUUAGAGAGAGGAACCUAAACCCCAAAGCAGCCUGCCUUAAGAGGAGGGAGGAGGAGAAGGUGUCAGGGGUUUCAGGUGACCCCCAGCAAGCCCACCCGCCUGUGCACCCGAGCCUCACAGACACAUCCAACCCCAUGGGCCAUCUGUGAACAGCCAGAUCGAAUGGAUCCCGAUGGCGUGUGUUAGACAGAGUCGGUGACCUUGCUUUCCAUGGGCGGACAGGACUCACAGUUUGUGACACAAAUUUGAAAAGACAGACCACUCGAAGCAAAAUUCCACCGUUAAGCAAUCCUGAGAUAGAAGAAAACUGGCAAGUGCCCAGCUCCCUGUGAAGACAUCCCAUAUCGAUAAGCAACUUUCUGCCCACCAGAGAAAAAAACAAAAUCAAGCAUAAAAUCCCCUCAGCACAUAUCGCUGUCUGCAAGCCGUGUGCCGCAGCUGUACAAUCAGAGACUGUCGACACCCCCUCCACCCUGUACGUGGAAGUUGCCUUGUGCCUAAACUGAAUUGACGAAUGCAUUGUAACAGCAAUUUUUUUCUUUUCUUUGUUUGUUUUUUUGUUUUUUUCUAUUUAUUAUGUUACUGAGCUGUAAGUCUAUGUUUAAAGGGAAAAGUUCUGACAUUGCUAUGAGAAUCUGGUGGCGUUUCAGUAGAUCUGCAGUUUGUCCUUCACAUCAGAGUCAUCAGUGAGCCUCUCUCCUGUCGGUCUGUGGAUGGGCCACUCCGCUCAAACAUGAGAUUAAUAUAUUCGGAUCAAAUUCCUUGCCCUUUGUAAAAGAAUCUGAUGGUGUUUGAACGUUCAAAGACUCAAGGAUCCCUGUGUCUAAAAAAGAAAAAGGAAAAAAAGAAGUAAUAUAUUAUUUAUAUUUAUCGUACAUUCAUUCCGCAAAUGACAGCAUGAGAAACCAAAACUACCUACCGGUAAUUCUUUAUGACGUAUGUUGAUCGUGCAGCUCAGAGUCCUCGUCACAGACGGAAAGUUACGGGUGAGGCGAGAUGGUAUCAGCCUGUGCGU
Rhinichthys klamathensis goyatoka is the source of this 3267-nucleotide messenger RNA. It is a transcript of the gene tcf12, whose product is annotated as transcription factor 12. The transcript is spliced from 21 exons. The record is from RefSeq and is a predicted model, not a curated record. Gene Ontology annotation, cellular component: transcription regulator complex. The coding region runs from base 245 to 2401 and encodes 718 amino acids. Gene Ontology annotation, molecular function: RNA polymerase II cis-regulatory region sequence-specific DNA binding; protein dimerization activity; DNA-binding transcription factor activity, RNA polymerase II-specific. Lineage: Eukaryota; Metazoa; Chordata; Actinopteri; Cypriniformes; Leuciscidae. Gene Ontology annotation, biological process: regulation of transcription by RNA polymerase II.